AUGUCCAGCCAAUCACUGUGCGGCAUGAUGAGUCUCACAGAAACCGACGCAAGGGAAAUCGCACAGUCUCUUCUUCCCAUUUUACUGGAAUACGAGCAUCUCCAGGUGUUGUGGAAUAUCAAAAAUCAGAUGGAAACUCAUCAAAACGAAGAUGUCCAUUCAGUGAUUGACACAAUAUCACAUUUAUCGCAUAAUCGGACACGCAAGUUGCAACUGAAUGUAGCAGACAUCGCGUCGUUAUUGGCCGGCGAGGCCAUCUCUUGUAUUGUACAUCGUGGCGAAGCGGGCCUUUUCCAUGAUGCUCUGACAUCAGGUGUUCCCCAAUUACUUUUACCUAAAUGGGAAAGGAAUUACGACUACGCUGUCCAGGCUGAGUGGCUUGGCGUCAGGAAAUGGGCAAACAGAGCCCACUCUCCGUUAAUAGCUAAUGGGGAGUUGACAGCGGCACUCCGUAACAUUCUAAACCAGCAAGGCGAAGGAGUUCGUAUCUCGCAGCAGGCCAAGGAGUUUUUAGAAAAGAAUCUAAUGACCGUUCUCGGAGAGAAAGUCUCCCGCGAUAGGAGACUUGGAUCUGAUGACACUGCGAUUGUCGUAUCAGUCAAUGAUCAAACAUAA
Messenger RNA from Penicillium verrucosum, 615 nucleotides. RefSeq lists its product as uncharacterized. Lineage: Eukaryota; Fungi; Ascomycota; Eurotiomycetes; Eurotiales; Aspergillaceae. The transcript is spliced from 4 exons. Bases 1 to 615 code for a protein of 204 amino acids. The record is from RefSeq and is a predicted model, not a curated record.